Fusarium keratoplasticum is the source of this 873-nucleotide messenger RNA. Its product is annotated as TYR-PHOSPHATASE-2 domain-containing protein. Gene Ontology annotation, molecular function: phosphoprotein phosphatase activity. Bases 1 to 873 code for a protein of 290 amino acids. The transcript has 6 exons. Gene Ontology annotation, biological process: dephosphorylation. The record is from RefSeq and is a predicted model, not a curated record. Lineage: Eukaryota; Fungi; Ascomycota; Sordariomycetes; Hypocreales; Nectriaceae.
AUGAGUUCCCACGUCGGCCUUGAGAAUGUUCUCAACUUUCGCGACGUUGGCAAAACGGUGAACGACUUUCUGGGCACAAGGAGACUUAGAGAGGGCAUCUUUUACAGAUCUGCAAGAUUAGAUGAUGCUACACUCUUGGAUAGAAAGCUUAUUAGAGAUGGUCUUGGUAUCAAGACUGUAAUAGACUUGCGCACCAAAACUGAGCACCUCAACCGGGUCAAAAGGCGACAGGAGCAAUCCAAUAUUCCUGCUCUCGUCAAGUCCAACGCAGCUCUUGCAGAACCACUUCAUAUCUCGGGGCUGGAAUAUCAGGAGAUCAAGAUUACUGGUCGUCCCUUUGAGUUGUUUCUCCUACGACAACUCUCAUGGUGGGAUUUCUUUCACUUUUUGUUCCUCUUCCUUUGCGGCUACCGCAUGGAAGCCAUCAGCAUCCUUGGGCGACAGGUCAUGAUACCGCGAGGCCUUGUCGGCCUUGGUCUCGAUACCCUCGACCAGUCAACAAGAGAGAUCCGCGAGACUUUGUCUCUAUAUACGACCGAGACAACUCUGCCGUCUGUCGUUCACUGCACCCAAGGCAAAGACCGUACAGGUCUCGUCUGCACUCUGGUGUUGAUGAUCCUCGAUGUUCCGGUCUCCGCUAUUGAGCAUGAUUAUGCCCUCACCGAUGAAGCGCUUACCCCUGAGCGAGAGGAGCGCCUGGUUGAGAUCCGUCAGAUAGGACUCACUGAUGAAUGGGCUGACACAGCAAAGGACAUGAUUGUAAGGAUCGAGCAGCACCUCAACGAAAAAUAUGGGGGACUAGACGCCUAUCUGGACGGGAUAGGUUUCGGUGCCGACGAUAGAGCAAGGGUUCGUGACGCGUUGCUCUACUGA